AGGAAAUAAGGGAUCAAGAAAGCUUGGGUGAGGUGAGUAAGACGGGAACUCUAGUGAGGAGCGAGGUAACCGGGCGCAAAAAGGAGAUGCGGAGGGAGGACCUGUCGGGAACAGUUAAUUUAGCAGGAUGCUCUGGGUAUAUGAGUGACCUAAAGCUGCAGACUAAAACGGAGAGAGAGCAGUGCCAACUGGGAGCAAGGCAAAGAUGCCAAUCCCUCCUCCCCCUCCACCCCCACCUGGCCCUCUUCCACCUCCUACUUUUAAUCAGGCAAACACAGUGCAGCCCAAGCUGAGUAGAGAGGAGCAGCGUGGUCGAGGUGCCCUCUUACAGGAUAUCUGCAAAGGGACCAAGCUGAAGAAGGUGACCAACAUUAACGAUCGGAGUGCUCCCGUCCUUGAGAAAUCCAAAGGAAGCAGCAGUGGUGGUUAUGGCUCUGGAGCAGCAGCCCUGCAGCCCAAGGGAGGGCUCUUCCAAGGAGGAGUGCCGAAGCUCAGACCUGUGGGAGCCAAGGAUGCUCCAGAAAACCCAACUGGUAAGCCAGCUCUACAAGUUCCCAGUUCUCGAGCUGCUGCCCCAAGGCCUCCAGGGUCUACAGCCAGUGGCCGCCCUCAAGAUGAUACAGACAGCAACCGAGCCUCCCUCCCAGACCUGCCUCGGACACAGAGACCCUCUUUACCGGACCUCUCUAGGCCCAAUAGCACCAGCAGUACCGGCAUGAAGCACAGCUCCUCUGCCCCUCCUCCGCCACCCCCAGGGCGACGUGCUAAUGCACCCCCUACACCUCUGCCUUUGCAUAGCAAGAAAACCCCCACCUACAACAGAGAGAAACCUUUGCCACCAACACCUGGACAAAGGCUUCACCCUGGUCGAGAGGGACCUCCUGCUCCACCCCCAGUAAAACCACCUCCUUCUCCUGUGAAUAUCAGAACAGGACCAAAUGGCCAGUCUCUGGCUCCUCCGCCACCGCCUUACCGCCAGCCUCCUGGGGUCCCCAAUGGGCCUUCCAGUCCCACUAAUGAGUCAGCCCCAGAACUGCCACAGAGACACAAUUCUUUGCAUAGGAAGACUCCAGGGCCUGUCAGAGGCCUAGCGCCAGCUCCACCCACCACAGCCUCUCCCUCUCUACAGAGUAACCGGCCACCUCCCCCAGCACGAGACCCCCCCAGCCGAGGAGCAGCUCCACCACCCCCACCACCCAUGAUCCGAAAUGGUGCCAGGGAUGCACCCCUUCCCCCGCCACCAUACCGAAUGCAUGGGUCAGAACCUCUGAGUCGAGGAAAGCCUCCCCCUCCACCCUCAAGGACACCAGCUGGGCCUCCUCCUCCUCCACCUCCACCCCUGAGGAAUGGCCAUAGAGAUUCUAUUACCACGGUCCGAUCUUUCUUGGAUGAUUUUGAGUCAAAGUAUUCCUUCCAUCCAGUAGAAGACUUUCCUGCUCCAGAAGAAUAUAGACAUUUUCAGAGAAUAUAUCCUAGCAAAACAAACCGAGCUGCCCGCGGAGCACCACCGUUACCACCCAUUCUCAGGUGAAGCCUG
Molecule: messenger RNA, 1537 nt
Organism: Elephantulus edwardii (Cape elephant shrew)
Lineage: Eukaryota; Metazoa; Chordata; Mammalia; Macroscelidea; Macroscelididae
Gene: WIPF2
Product: WAS/WASL interacting protein family, member 2
Exons: 8
Coding region: 206-1531 (441 amino acids)
Molecular function (GO): actin binding
Source: RefSeq, a predicted model, not a curated record